AUGCACACACGCCCUCAUAUAUGCAUGCACACACACAUUCACAGACAUGUAGACAUACACUCAGAUAUGCACACACAUAUGCACACAUAUGCGUGCACACACAUUCACAGACAUGUAUGCACUCACACACAGAUAUUCACACACACUCAUAUAUGCAUGCACAGACAUUCACAGACAUCCCCGUAA
Messenger RNA from Macaca mulatta (Rhesus monkey), 186 nucleotides. Lineage: Eukaryota; Metazoa; Chordata; Mammalia; Primates; Cercopithecidae. The record is from RefSeq and is a predicted model, not a curated record.